Messenger RNA from Saccostrea echinata, 556 nucleotides. RefSeq lists its product as uncharacterized. The transcript is spliced from 5 exons. NCBI's taxonomy places the organism in Eukaryota, Metazoa, Mollusca, Bivalvia, Ostreida, Ostreidae. The coding region runs from base 5 to 451 and encodes 148 amino acids. The record is from RefSeq and is a predicted model, not a curated record.
GAGAAUGUACUGCACUUUAUUUUCCAAUCUACUCGUACUAAUUCUAAUUAAAUUGCACGAAAUCGAUGCUUGCGGUCCUCCUCCCUCUGUGCCCUACGUUGAUACAAACCAGUCAGUACCAAAGUAUGCCUACCCUGGAACGGUACUUCAUUUCAGGUGCAAAAAUUCAACAUCCUCACCUGAAUUCCAUGAGGAAAUGGCAGUGAGGAUGGUCUGUCUUUCCAACAACACAUGGGCGAUCCACGGGGCUUCUCGGUGUGAAUCUGAGAAGUGUUACAUUGCUUUUGCAAUAUUCCUGACGGCUUCGGUUAUAGCAGUUUCGGCGACACUGACUUACAUUGCGUCCAUGGUUAUUAUCUGGAUUAUGAACAGAAAAUCAAGAUAUCAAAAAUUAAACAAGGACGCUGCAGACGAUCUUUACAGAAAAGAACCAUUGAAAAUAAACAUUUAAAGACACUGAGAAGCAACAAACGAUCAAUAAACCUUAUAUGUUUCUUUCCUGACAAAUAUUUGAAUUCAAUUAUGCCUUUUUAGUUCACCAUUUAUUUGUACACGU